UUUCCGGAUACGUCACUCGGGGCUUCCGAGUUAUUAAGCUAGCUCUACCUCUGUGUUCAUGUCGUUAGACACUGUAAACGUCGCCUUGUUGCUCUGGAGUACACACCAAAAGAGACCAUGAAAACGCCAAAGGCUCCUUACACCACCGAAAGGUUUCAAUAUUAAGACGUCGUUGUCAGGAGCGACGGCCAGACUGAGUUUCGGAAUGUCAACAACGCGGCCCCUCCUCGGGAUGAGGCGAGUCACCGAGCUAACGUGCCAGGAGCAGCCGAGCAGCAGGCUGCCUGCUGUAGCUGGAACUCAGCAGCUGGACAACCCCACCGUGGACGAGUUUACAGUGCUGGAGGAUAAAGAAGAUGAGCUGAAAGCUGCCAAGCCUCGAGUGGAGCAGGUUUUUAAAGUAACGUUCACUAUUAUCGGUCUUUUGGACCACACGGGACUGCCGCUCGGUAGCAAAACAUCACGGCAGAUAUGGCUGCAGCUCAUAGGAAACACAGACGACGUGUCGAAGGCAAAGGAAUAUGUUCGGGGACUCUGUGACCCAGAACUUAAAAAAGAAGAGAGGUACCCGGUGGACAUGCAUUGUAUUUUUGCCGGGGCCCGGGGCCUCUUCCUCGACAGGCUCAUACGGGACACAAGUGCUGAAGUUGUGGUGCCUGAGCCGGGCCGCCUGCGGCUGUUGGGCCGGGCAGAACCCGUAGUGAUGGCGCAGAGCCGAGUUCAGCAGUUUGUAGCACUGUUCCAGGAAAAGCGAAGUCUACCGAGUGACAGAGAGCCGGCAGUGAAACGAGCGUUCAAGUCCUUCGUCGAGGAAAGAGAUGACAAGUACACUAUGGAGCUUCUUCUGCUGCCCAGUGCCCUGAAGGAAGAGCUGCUGGGACUGGCUCACAGCCCCACUACCACAAACACAUCUUCCCUGGCUCAGCUCAACCAGACGCUUCACCCCAGCAUGGCGGAGGCGGAGCAAGACCGCUCGCAAAGCAGCACCCCUGUGACGGAACUCUCCAACCGCAUCCUGGGCACCAGCUUCGAGGAGAAAGGGUCUGCAGCAGUGUCUGGAGGUAAAGCAGCAGCAGCAGCAGGAGGAGGAGGAGGAGCGGCUCCCGAGACCGUCAUGCUCAAUGGCACCCGGCCCUCGCACAAGCGGCGCUCGUCCGAGAGCGAGACUCGCGACACAAAGAGACAAUACUCUCUGGAGCGGAGGGAGGAGUCGCCGGAGAGAGCGAGAGAGAGGGAGAGACAGAGGGACCGAGAAGGCCGGGGGGGAAGCAGCAGGUCCAAAACCCCCUCUGCUUCAUCAUGCUUCUCCUCCUCCUCCACAUCCUCCUCUACAGGGAAAGCAAACACUGUAGUGGGUGUGAGCAUGUUGGACUCCAGUGAAGGAAUCUUAGACGAAGGGGAGGCAGUGAGCCCGGAAACCAACCUCCGCUGCCUGGUCAACUUCUUCAGAACCAUGGGAUACCAGCAGGAAGUAGUUGAGCGUGUCGUUAAAGAGAUGGGUCAAACAGAAGACACCUUCCUCGUUCUGGAGAAAAUUGUCGAGGAAACCAAGCGCUGUGAAGUGGGGUCGAAAGGAGGAGAAAGACAAUUGAACUCUGUGCGCCCUCCUGACACCCCUUCCUCAUCCUCGUCGUCCUCCUUGUCAUCGUCCUGCUCCUCUGUGGCUUCUCGGUUCAGAGAGAAGGACCGGGAGCUGAGCCGAGCGCUGGUGGACCCCGGCAGGUCGAAGGAGAACAUCAAGCCCAAGCAGCACAGAGGCUGCAGCAACGGGCUGGGUCACCGGAGGCAGUGCAGCAGCAGCGAGACCAGCACCCAGCAGGCCAUCACUAUCAAGAGGAGCUCCAGUGCUCAGGGAGGAGCGGGACACUACGACGUAAUCACCAUCGACGAUGAGGACGACGUCAUAAUCACCAAUACCAAAACGGCAGAGAGCAGGACGUCCCGGAUGAUGACAGUGCCACACCUGGAAACCCAGUCAGGAUCCAGAACAGACUACUUGGCGCGGGGAGGGCCGGGUGCUUCACAGAGGGACUACCUGUCGAGGGGGGGGACACAGACUUUGGGAGGAGCGGUGAAGGUCGAGACAGUGACGGCGCUGCGCAGCACACCUCAGUGGCUCACUGCCACCCCCAUCUCUUUAGCCUCCAUCCCCAGUUCAGCUCAGCCCAUCCCCAGGCCGUCGUCCUCUGCCUAUCAGACAAUCAACCACAUGGGGUUUCACGGGGUCGGAGCCAGGACCCCUCCUGCCAACGACCCCCCUGCACCCCCUGUGACGGGUCUUUCUCGCUUCCAUCAGUCGCUGAGGACCCCAUACACUCUGAAGCUGCCAAACGAGCCUGGGCGUCCGGAGCUGCGGCACAUCAUCAUCGACGGCAGCAACGUGGCCAUGGCUCACGGCCUUCAUCGGUUCUUCUCCUGUCGUGGAAUAGCGCUGGCGGUGGAGACCUUCUGGAGGCGGGGCCACAGGGAGAUCACAGUGUUUGUACCCCAGUGGCGUCAGAAGAGGGACCGACUCACAACAGAGCAACACUUUCUAAACCAGCUAGAAGACCUACGACUGCUCUCCUUCACUCCCUCCAGAGAGGUGUGUGGCCAGAGGAUAUCCUCACAUGACGACAGGUUCCUGCUCCACCUAGCCGAAAAAACAGACGGGAUCAUCGUAACCAAUGACAACCUGAGGGACUUUGUCGACACCUCAGACACCUGGCGCAAGAUCAUUCAAGAGAGGUUGCUUCAGUUUACUUUUGUGGAGGACCACUUCAUGAUCCCUGAUGACCCUCUGGGGAAAAAUGGACCACAUCUAGACUUCUUCCUGUGUAAGGACAACAGGGCCCCACCCACUCCUCCCUCUAUAAGAGCCCCAGGAUUCCGGCCGUCCUCCCAGCAGCAGCAGCAGCAGCCACUUUACGUCCAGGCCCUCCACUCAGCUCCUCGGACCCCCGCCUCCACGCCGCAACCCCCUUCCUCUUUGACACCCCACCCAUCCACGCACUGGCCCCACUCCGGUCCCCCCGAGUGGCACCCGCCCCGCCGUUCCCCGUCCCCCUCGCCCUCCCCGCCUCCCCAGCGGUCGCCUGCGGAGACUUCGGAGCUGAAGAGAAAGCUCUACGACAUCUUCCCCGACCAGAAGCAGCGCAUCGACCGCAUACUCAGCGACAACCCGUACAUGAGAGACCUGAACGCCCUGUCGGGGCUGCUGCUGGGAUAAAAAAAAUAAACCUCUGAACAUAUGAACACAUGUGCAGAAUAUGUGUCAGCUGAAAAAAUAAUUUAUUUUACCAGUUAUCCCAGCUUGGAGGGCACAGAAAAGAGUGAUUUUUAUUUUCAUUUUGGUAUGUCAUCAAACUAGCUGCUAUCGGCACGUGUAUUUUCUUGAAUAUUUUUCUCUCCUGCCUCUUAAAUUGAUUUAAGUAACACUCACUGAUGAAUUCAGAACCAAAAAUAAAUGUCAAGCAACAAAGUCUAUAUUGUUCCGAUGGUAAUAAUUCAUUGCAGAUCCUUGACAACAGUCCCAAGGUCGUUACGUGUUGGAACAUCAGCAGAAGAAAAACAUUUUGGACCAACAACUGGAGCUCAGCUCAGAUGGGUUUCCUCUCCAGAACCCUGUUUACCACCACACUCUUAACACCUUUCUAAAUAUACCAGCCCUGAACUUUUUCUGAAUACAAUUUGGGACAGGUUUUGCAUGUGUUUUAUAUUUUUAACAUAUUAAUUACACUUGUGAUGUUUUUUAAUAGUGAACUCACUAUUAGGCAGUACCAGGGUAUUUACAUCUGUCAGGGAACCGUUUCAGCUGUUCAGAGGGUUUCUCCCACCUUUUCCUUUACAGUGCAUUUUCAGGAAGCUUUAUGAAAUCAUAAAAUAACUAUGUGACAAUUAAUGUCCAACAUAAAUCCCCAAAAGUCAUAAGAGUAUAGUAGAUACAACAUUUUUUGCCACUAACCAUAUAAGAAAAAACACCUUUUAGGCAUGUUUAACGGCAAUAUUUUAAGGGAAUAACGAUGGGCAGUUAUGACAAUGUGAGGUUCUCUCAUUAUUUCAGAUUGAGUUCCUCAUUUGUAUUGUGUGUAUAUAAACUGACUGAAUUAUUCUCAUUUAGCAUUCAAUUCCUCCAAAUCAAAGCCCCACUGCCCAUCUUUAUUGCUUUAAAAUGUUCCCCGGCCUACAUUCCAAAAGUAAUUUACCAGACUAGAUCCAGCUGAUGCUUUUAUAUACUACAAAUUCUUCCUAAAAUCUCAAAACAACGAAAGAUUAAAUUGUGUAUAAAGUAUUAUUCUUUUCAGGUCAGCAAUUUAGUGUUUUGAGAUUGUUCUAAUUGAUUAUUCUUUACAUUUAGAACCUCAAUGUUGGGCAGAAAUUGGCUCGUUAAUCCAAAGAAAUGAAAACAUACUGUAACCACCAUCUCCAUGUUCUCGAUGUUGAUUUGAGAGACCUCCGGAGCUGAAACUGAAUGUGCUGCUCUGAUAAGCUAUGAUGGAGCCGGGCAGUCAAACUUUGGUUAAAUAUGUUCCAAGCAUUACUUGUUAAAGGUCGAAACCGUGAACUGUUCUCGGGAGGAUUCUGUCACUGUUCUACAUCAGUAUGUUGUUCUAAAAUGUUUAAUGAGUCCUCCGCCUCAGACAGUUAUGUCAGUCCAUAACACUACAAAAGUUUAAAUCAUCCUUUUUUAAUUAAGUUAAAUGACCAACUUUAAAAUCACACACCACAAGGUUUCAAGGUUUUAUUUGUCAUAUGCACAGCAGAUACAGCGUAUAUGUUGGCAAUGAAAAUCUUAUGUCGCGUGCUCCUCCAACAACUCCACAGGUUAGCUUACCAGAAGUUAAUCUUCAGAGACAGAUUUACUUUUGUAAUUAGUGUUAAAUAGAUACAUUUAAUGCACUGAGGGUCCUUAAUGGUGUAAAACAAGGUUUCAUGGAUAAGUCUUCAGAAAGCUUGAAUCAGUUUUAUAUGCCGAGAGAAUGUUGGCCGCAGCUUGCAUAUUUGAUGUGCAUCAGUUUUGUAAAAUACACAGACUAUCUCCUUGUAAGAAGAAGAAUAUCUGCACAAAAACUUCACAAGGUGUCAAAAUCUAAAUUUUGUUCGUACUUAUGUUGUUGUAAGGAUAACUGAAGGAUUUUCUCUUUUGUUGUAUUAUAAUUCUUUUGUGUAUAUCGAUUUUCUUUUUGUAAAUAAAAGCUUUUUUUUUUUGCUACGGUGCAAAUAUGGUGUUAUGUAUGUGGAAAAACUAAAUAAAAAAAACUUCUACAUUC
This is a messenger RNA of Eleginops maclovinus (Patagonian blennie), 5249 nucleotides long. RefSeq names its product nedd4 binding protein 1 (gene n4bp1). The record is from RefSeq and is a predicted model, not a curated record. Bases 206 to 3208 code for a protein of 1000 amino acids. Gene Ontology annotation, molecular function: RNA binding. Lineage: Eukaryota; Metazoa; Chordata; Actinopteri; Perciformes; Eleginopidae. Gene Ontology annotation, cellular component: PML body; nucleus. Gene Ontology annotation, biological process: negative regulation of protein ubiquitination; negative regulation of proteasomal ubiquitin-dependent protein catabolic process. The transcript is spliced from 12 exons.